Messenger RNA from Lactuca saligna, 2762 nucleotides. Lineage: Eukaryota; Viridiplantae; Streptophyta; Magnoliopsida; Asterales; Asteraceae. The record is from the annotation of a GenBank genome assembly.
AUUUGGGUAGUUUACAUAAUUAUCCUUGGGCUCAAAAGCUGGCAAACUUCUGUGAUCAACUCCCAACUUAUCACGCGUUGCUCUUCUUAUUCAUUACAAACCCCAAAACGCCAAAAACACGCCCUUGAGAACUAAGAAACCAUCCCUCCGACAGAUCUCCGGCGUCUCUUUCCGUUUCCAUUCAAUCCAAUUCACACACUCAAAACUCCGAUUUAGAUCUACAACACACUCGAACUCAUCGAAUUUCUCCUUUAAAUUCCAAAAAUCCGCUCAUCGUUUUCUUUAUUCUGUAACUUUUAAUUUCUCUGUUGUUAUUGUUAGUUGUAAUCCAUGAAGGAGAUGUUCCGAUUCCAGCAAGAGAAGGUCAGAAAACGACUUUGAUUGUUAUCCGCCUUGCUCCGACUAGAUAAGGAUUUAAUUAUUUUAUUAUAAUUAUCGUUUGUUAUGGCGGAUGCUUUAUCUGCCAUUCCGGCCGCCGUGCUUCGGAACCUCUCUGAUAAGUUAUAUGAGAAGCGGAAAAAUGCGGCGCUUGAGGUUGAAGGAAUUGUAAAGCAAUUGACAGCUGCUGGAGAUCAUGAUAAGAUUACUGCUGUGAUUAAUUUGCUGACACAUGAGUAUACUUACUCACCUCAAGCAAAUCACCGCAAGGGAGGGUUGAUUGGCUUGGCUGCAGCUACUGUUGGUUUGAGUGCUGAAGCUGCACAACAUCUCGAGCAAAUUCUACCACCAGUCAUAAACUCUUUCUCUGAUCAAGAUAGCAGAGUUCGCUACUAUGCUUGUGAAGCUUUAUACAACAUUGCAAAGGUUGUGAGAGGAGAAUUCAUUUUCCACUUCAACAAGAUAUUCGAUGCAUUAUGUAAGCUUUCAGCAGAUUCAGAUCCCAAUGUACAAAGCGCUGCCCAUCUUUUAGAUAGACUCGUAAAGGACAUUGUGACAGAGAGUGAUCAAUUCAGCAUUGAGGAAUUUAUACCGUUGUUGAGAGAGCGCAUGAAUGUGUUGAAUCCUUAUGUCCGCCAGUUUUUGGUGGGUUGGAUCACUGUUUUGGACAGUGUUCCAGACAUCGAUAUGUUGGGAUUUCUUCCUGAUUUUCUUGAUGGUUUAUUUAAUAUGUUAAGUGAUUCUAGUCAUGAAAUCCGCCAGCAAGCUGACUCAGCACUUUCAGAGUUUCUUCAAGAGAUUAAGAACUCCCCGUCUGUAGAUUAUGGUCGCAUGGCUGAAAUACUUGUACAAAGAGCAGCUUCUCCUGAUGAAUUCACUCGGUGGACUGCAAUAACAUGGAUAAACGAGUUUGUAAAACUUGGUGGAGACCAGCUUGUACCUUAUUAUGCUGAUAUAUUGGGAGCUAUCUUACCAUGCAUAGCUGACAAAGAAGAGAAAAUACGAGUUGUAGCCCGUGAAACAAAUGAAGAGCUUCGUGUAAUCAAGGCUGCUCCUGCUGAAGGAUUUGAUGUUGGAGCAAUCCUUGAUAUUGCUAGGAGGCAGUUAUCUAAUGAGCAUGAGGCUACUCGAAUUGAAUCACUACAUUGGAUUUCAACCCUUUUGAAUAGGCAUCGUCAGGAGGUCCUCUCUUUUCUGAAUGAUAUUUUUGACACACUUCUCAAGUCAUUAUCAGACCCCUCUGAUCAGGUAGUGCUCCUGGUGCUGGAGGUACACGCAGCCAUUGCAAAAGACCAACAUAACUUUCGCCAGCUUGUCAUUUUCUUAGUUCAAAAAUUUCGGACAGAUCAUGCCCUCCUCGAAAGACGUGGUGCUUUGAUUAUUCGUCGACUUUGUGUGCUUUUAGAUGCUGAAAGAGUUUACCGUGAACUCUCCAAGAUUCUAGAAGGGGAAGCUGAUCUGGAUUUUGCAUCUACUAUGGUUCAGGCUUUAAAUUUGAUUCUGCUCACCUCAUCUGAGUUAUCUGAUCUAAGAGAUCUUUUAAAGCAAUCACUUGUUAACGCUGCUGGAAAAGACUUCUUUCUUUCAUUAUACGCCUCAUGGAGUCAUUCAUCAAUGGCCAUAAUAAGUCUCUGCUUAUUAGCACAGGCUUACCAACACGCAAGUUCUGUGAUUCAAUCUUUAACAGAGGAGGAUAUUAAUGUCAGAUUCUUGGUUCAGCUCGACAAAUUAAUACACCUUCUAGAGACUCCUAUUUUUGCUUAUCUUAGGCUGCAGCUUCUUGAACCUGGAAGAUACAUAUGGUUGUUAAAAUCGCUCUAUGGUCUUCUCAUGUUACUUCCUCAGCAAAGUGCAGCGUUUAAGAUCUUAAGGACUCGUUUGAAGACAGUUCCUUCAUAUUCCUUCAACAAAGAUUCACGAAACCCUUCCACACUCUCACAAGAUUUCAAUAACAUGAACAUGAAUGAGGAGGAAGAUUCUUCUUCUCAUAACAUGAACAUGAGCAAUAAUGGAAUAAACUUUGCAUCUUGGCUACAACGAUUCCAACAGAAACAACACCAACAUCGCUUGCAUUCAAAAACACAAGCACGCGCCUUUUCACGCAACAUUUCCAUUUCCUCAAAGGAGGUGAAGGAGGCUGAGAAAGCUGAAGAAGUGAGGGGGCCCACACCAGAGUUGAACAGGCCACCUGUUUCAAGAUCAUCGCGAAAAAGUGGUCCAGGGCAACUACAUUUAUGAUCUAUCAUUGUCUUGUCUUGUGGGUAUAAAGUGUAAAUUGUAUAUCGUUAGUAGUUUCUGUCUCUGGUGAAGAAGUUGUUAUUAUGAAGAUGAUGGGUUGUAGGUUUUUUUUUUUUUUUUUUUUUUUUCUUUCACCCUUUUUUCUU